This is a messenger RNA of Oreochromis aureus, 1737 nucleotides long. Its product is annotated as zona pellucida-like domain-containing protein 1. Gene Ontology annotation, cellular component: cell surface. Lineage: Eukaryota; Metazoa; Chordata; Actinopteri; Cichliformes; Cichlidae. The transcript is spliced from 11 exons. Bases 1 to 1170 code for a protein of 389 amino acids. The record is from RefSeq and is a predicted model, not a curated record.
AUGAAGGCUUAUCGGUCCACACUGAGAACAAUGAAGCUGCUCAUUCUUCUGUUCCAGCUUGGUCUAAUUUUGAGGGCUGAUGCUCAGAUACCAGACGCUUGUAUUUUAAGUCCUACAAACAGAGCUCCAGAAAACUCUGACAUAUUCGUGACCUGUGGCACUGAGAAUAUGGACCUGAGCAUCUACCUUUGCCCGAUAUACUAUGCUUCUUACAACGAGUCCCUGAUGGUCCUCAAUAAUCAGAUCACCAAUCCUAGAUGUUUUGGGACUGCUGACUUCAUUGCCGUCCCACCAAGAUUAAGAUACAGCUUUCCCAUAAAUACAACCUCUCUAUCUUUCUGCAAUAAUAAUUUUGAGAUAACCACUCAAGUUGGGACUGGGCAGUUUUCUGACUUUUCAAAUAUCCAGUACGUCAACGUCUCUGGCACUGUUACUUCUAUAGACCCCGCUGCGGGCACGAUCACCUACAAGCCCCAGAUCCUGUAUAAGUUCUCCUGCAAAUACCCCAUGCAAUAUCUGCUCAACAACACAAACUUGGCUGUAUCUGGUGUGACUCUGGCCAUUAAAGACAACAAUGGCACCUUUCUCAGCACACUGAGUAUGCAACUCUACAAAGAUCAACAGUACCAACAAAUCUUAACCAUCCCAGAAACAGGACUUGACUUGAAGACGAAGAUUUAUGUUUCAGUGAAAGCCACCAAUCUAACAAAGAAGUUCAAUGUGCUGCUGGACAGAUGCUUUGCAACAACAAGUCCAUAUCCCACGCAAAGCACCUCUUAUGAUCUGUUUGUGGGGUGUACACGGGCUCCACAGACUGUGGUGGAACUAAACGGAGUGUCACAUACUGCAAACUUCAACUUUGAGGCCUUCAGAUUUGUGGAGCACAAAAAUCGGACAGUUUCCACUUUCUACCUGCACUGUGUCACCAGACUCUGUGAGGCAUCCACAUGUAGCUCAUUGAUGCCUAACUGUGGCACCCCUCAAAAAAGGAGAAAGAGAGAGGUGGAGACUGUGUCGAGCAAUGCUACAGUCACCUCUCCCAUCAUAGUUGUGGGCAACCAGAAAACUGGAGAAGAUCAAAAUUCUGACGGUGUGAGAAAUGGGGGCAGCUAUAGCGGGCCUCUGGCGGCUGUCGUCAUGUGCUUCGCCAUAUUUUCAGCACUGCCCUGACCAUUCACGGCGGGAAGUACAUCAGGCGCACAAAGAGGAAGUUCUAAUAUCUUCUGAGUCAGAGUGGAGUCCUUUUACAGAUCUCCCAAACUGCUAGUGCAGUAUUUCAUCAUCUACAAUGCAUGGUCAUUAUACAGUAGAUAAUAAAACAGGUCAUGGGGAACAAUAGUAAGGAACAUUGCAUGGUCUUUUUCACAUUUCUAUGUAGCUUUUUCAUUUCACAAACAUUUUACAUGGUGGUCGGCGGUUAUCUAAGCAUGCAACUUCAGCAUAAAUCAUAUAUUUGUUUAUGGGGAGAUAAGGGCUCAGAAUAAUUUAAAAUAACUGUGUAUGACAAAUAAAUGAUUUGAACCAGGAUGUCAAGAGUCUUAUUGAAGAUAAGGAAUGAUGGCACCUUGAAAUCAAUGACAAUGAACUUUUAAAUGGGUUUUGAGUUGAGAAUGGUGAAAAAAGUAGCUGCUCAUGCUACAUUGUUUUGUUUUUUUUCCUCUUUCGGCUGCCUCUUACUGCAGACAGCAGAGGGAGCUAAUAUGUUGAUGUUAAAUAAUAAAUACUUGUUGACAUUUA